AAUAAAUCUUACCGAUACGUUAUCAGAUAAGGUAGCUGUAAUGUUAUGCACAGUAUUUCCGCUCGUUUUUCUCCGCGGUUCUCCGUAAAAGUAACUAGAAUCGACAGCGAUCUCUUAUAAAGGCGAGGUGAUAAGAUAAGCCUUUUCCCGUCUCUAGUUUAUGGGUCAACCAAAAGAUUGUAAAGUGUAGUAUAUAAUCUCUUGCAUUAAGUUAUCUCAAAUAGCAAAGAAAAAAAAACAUUCUCGCGUAGUUCGUAGAAACCCCAAAAUCUUACGAAAUUUCACCGGACAGAAAGUAACAUGGGUUGCUAAUACAAUCAAUUAUGUUAGAGCGUCGUGCAAAAUUAAUACAAAUGGAUAAAUGAAUGAAGGCAUGAAGUUGAAUGAAUUAAAACACCCCCAACAUUUUUCGUGGAGUAGCAAGUGUUGCGAAAAUGUAGUCGAAGGUCCGUUUCAGUUGUAAUUAUGCUUUCACAAAGUGCCGGUUAUUAUAAUUUUGAUUUGAUAAAAUGGCACCAAAACUUUACUAGAAAUUUGAUUUCAAUUCACGAAAACGAAUUCUUAAAAAACCUUUGUGUCGCCUUGACAUUUUAACGCUUUGUUCAAAUUAUAACCCAUCUCUCGUUUAAAAUCUACCAUAUCCUUGAAAUUAAUUUCAGAUUGGCCGAGUUAUUCUUUUUUUUUUCUCUAAAUUAUUUGAAAAAAUUGCGUGAUAUAUGUCUUCGCAAUACAUAGUACUGAGCACAGAUUAAAAAUAGAGUUGACGUUUUCUCUACUUUUGUUUGCAUUUUGUGGGGUCAAAUGUCAACCACAUGCCAUCCUCAACCGCUUUGUACGUUAAUUGGCAAGCAGAAACCGUAUUAAUAAAUAAACAUAACACGUUUUGCAUGUCUUAGCAAAUGUAACUGCACUCACUGAGUCAGUGGUCCAACGAAUCGAGAGAAGUGUAUCUUAAGUGGGCUAAAAGUGCCGAAUGCUGUGAGGUUCUGUAAAGUGCUCACAAAACCGCUGGUUAAGCAGGCUUAGACAAAUACCACACCAACACCUCGAUCACAUUCUAAAAGAAAGAGAGAAGGAGGGAAAGACUCUGCCGCAACAAGAAUAGGAGCAACAGACAAACAGUAAGUCAAACACCAAAAAGUUGAUUUGCCUAUAGAUAAAAGGCAGUGGUAGUUUAAAACACGAGGAGUGAUGGAAUUGUGGUGAACAAAGAUGUGGAGCAUUGAAUUGUGUAAUGACGAGUUCAUGGUGGGCAGUGACCCUCUGCCGGUUUAAAAAUGAUUUUAUUCGAGUACAUCGACUAACGCCGAUCUAAGCAUGAAUCCGGCCUGUUCCUUAAAAGUGAUCACUAAUUUUAUGCAGUGUUUCCUCUGCAGUUUAGAAACCUACUAAUCCGAUAUCGGCUUGGAACAAGCUAGCAGUAAUUCUGAAUAAUUACUUUUCCAGGCCUUAAUCUGAAACAGGGCCUCUCAAUUUUGCUGGUUAGAUCACGGUCAAGGGUAUUUUUCAAAAAAAAUUGACAAAGGAUGAGAAGGAUGAGAUAAAGUAGUCUUGACAUUAAAUCAAAGACUCGAUCAUACCUGGAACCUCUGAGUGAUUUUGUAACUGUACACCAUUGUUAUCUGGUUGUUACUUUCUAUAUUUUAGUCGUCAAUGUAAAAGUGUCAACACGUUAUCGCCUGUAAUUGUUCACUCAGUCAGCGGUCCAGUUUAUGGAUGUCCAUGAUUAGAUAAGGGGACCUGAGUGAUGCCAAAAAAACGAAAGCUUCCCUUCCGACCAUGCCUUGAUUUAACUUUCAGGUAAUUUGCGGUGUGACUUUAAUAAGUAUACCAUGCAAAGUGAGGAAAGAAUCUUAAACACCACUGCUAUGGCCACAGAACUGCAAGAGAUGUCCAAUUCAUCUUCUGAUCAAAUCCCUGGACGACCUGAACUUAGUUCAAGUUUUGUUAUAUUCGUAACAAUUUAUGCCGUUAUAGUCUUUAUCGUUGCGGUGAUUGGAAACUCCUUGGUGAUAUACAUUGUAAGCGUAAGGGAAUACAUGAGAAACUCCACUAACAUACUGAUAGCCAAUAUGGCAGUCGCAGACAUCUUAAUGGCAUGUUUAUUUCCGUACAUGCUCAGAUGGCUUUAUGUCGGAGACGAAUGGUUUGGUACAUUUAUGGGGAUAGCUCUAUGCAAGUUUUUCCAUUCUGCUCAGGUGCUCUCCAUCUCGUGUUCUGUUAUAAACCUCGUGUUCAUCAGCCUUGAUCGAUGUUUAGUGAUAUGGUUUCCAUUAAGGCGAAUUUUCACUAAUAAAGUCCUGAAGGCGUGUUUGAUAGGAAGCUGGGUUUUUUCUACAGCAUUUGCUAUACCCCUGAUUAUAAUGACCACGGCAAAGAAAGAUCCAAAUGGAAUAUAUCGCUGUAACGAAUAUAACUGGCCUACCUCGCAAGACAGAAACAACUACGCUACUUCGUUCACAGUUUUGUCUUACCUUACUCCUCUUCUGAUUAUUACCAUUGCCUACAUACUCAUUGGUGUAAAACUUCACAAUCGAGAAUUACCUGGUGUUCAAACAUUAGAAUAUCAAAAGAAAGCCCAUGAAACGACAAAAAAAGCCAUAACGAUGCUUGUGACGGUGGUGGUCGUAUUUGCACUCUGUUGGCUCCCGCUCCAAGCGCGGGAAUUUAUGCUGCAUCACUUUCCACAGACAUUCUCCCUCUUUCCAAUUGAGGUGGACGUAUUACUACCAUGGAUUGGUGUCUUAAACAGUGCAAUAAAUCCCUGCUUGUAUGUUAUAUUUUCUGAGAAUUUUCGUCGUGAGUUUGGCCGUGUUCUUUGCUGUAUGGGAAACACCCGCUCUGAUGCUUAUUUGGGAAUCCCCGCAACACGUGCAACGCCUAUGACCACGCCUAUAAUGUCUCGGCGCAUGACGACCACCCCUAUUAUGGGACGGCGCACUCUGUCAGCUGCUCACAUACACGAGACGCUUCCUCUGCGACAUUUAGCAACCGAUCAGAAAUGAACUGAAUUUGAACAAACAAAAAAUUAUUCUUAACUCUGAUCCCGGUACAUGCAACGAGUGUAUAUUCUCUUCCCUCGCUUUAGAUUAAUGAGAAUUCAAGUCGUGCGGGGUUUUACCAAAACGUUUUAUCGGAAAACUUUGAAAAUACUAAAUAAGAGUAGUUUCAUUUUAAAACAGGUUGAAACUACCUAUACGUUUGGUAAAUUUUCUUUUCUGCCAGUACGCAUAAAACUUUGGACCAUAAUCAAUAUUUGUGCACACAGCUUAAAAGUUCCAUUUUAAGAGGUAAAACCGGCAUUCUGCUCAGUUGUAUGUUCUAGUUCGUGUCAGAGUCUCAGUCAGUGGAGACCAUAGAAAAAGCCGCGAGCAAGCGGAGAGUGGCACAGGUCGUCCUACAAAAGGUUUUUUAGUUCCUAACUCGCCCUAUCUUUCUUUCAUCCUCUUAAUCGUGGGCCUGGCACGAGCAGAAAAGAGUUACGAAAGUCGGUACAACAAGUAAACUUCCAAAAUUUUAUUAUAAUUAGAUGAAAUACUUUUAAAAUAUUGUUCAACGAUUGUUGUUGUUGUUGUUUAAAUCAAUCUUGGAGAUUUUACCACCUUUGUUUCCGGACUUGUAGGAAAUUGCAAACAGAUAAAAAUUGCAGUUUUCGCAGCGGGUUUUAGCUGUAAACAAAGCUAAAUAUUUCUAUCCGUUAAAACAAGAAUGAAUUAAAUCUCAAAAUCAAUUAAAGAACGUUAUUUUUUGUGAUAAUUGGGCAUUAAAUUAAUGAAAUCAGAGUUAUUUUUAGUUUUACUUAAUUAUAUAAAUUCCGGUGCAUGAAAUAAAGUCUAUUUAUGGUGACAGGUUA
Molecule: messenger RNA, 3853 nt
Organism: Pocillopora damicornis (cauliflower coral)
Lineage: Eukaryota; Metazoa; Cnidaria; Anthozoa; Scleractinia; Pocilloporidae
Product: prolactin-releasing peptide receptor
Biological process (GO): G protein-coupled receptor signaling pathway
Cellular component (GO): plasma membrane
Molecular function (GO): neuropeptide Y receptor activity
Source: RefSeq, a predicted model, not a curated record